Messenger RNA from Rubroshorea leprosula, 1293 nucleotides. The record is from the annotation of a GenBank genome assembly. NCBI's taxonomy places the organism in Eukaryota, Viridiplantae, Streptophyta, Magnoliopsida, Malvales, Dipterocarpaceae.
AUAAUGUUUUAACCCAAACAAACGGCAAUCUUCUGCAGGGUGACUGCAAAACAGGUGCUUUACGUUCUUGGACUUCAGUAUUUAACCGCAACAAUUGCCUGUGCAUUGAACAAUCUCCUCCCGGCAGUCACUCUUGUCCUUGCAGUCUUUUGGAGGUGCUCGGAAUAUGUACCUAAUACCUUUCAGAACAUCUAUAGUUUGUACUUUUAUACUAGUACUAGUAUGACUGGAUCAAGGCCUAUGGAUUUUAUAUUUAUUUUCUGGUUUUAUUAGGUUAGAAAAUGUGCAAAUAAGAACGGCGGCAGGGCAGGCAAAGGUUAUAGGAACCGUCGUAUGUGUUGGUGGAUCUACGUUGUUGUCUUUUUACCAUGGACACAUCAUUGAGAUAACAGAAUCCAAAUAUACCGUGAAAAUGAAUGAAACAAGUUCCAACAAGGGGGGAAACUUCCUCGGUGCGUUUCUAAUCAUGUUGAGCUGUGCUGCUUGGGCUGUUGGGAUCAUAAUCCAGGUCCAUGCUUGAUCUCUCUAAACACUUAAAUUCCUUUCACCCUUCGUCCAUUAAAUAAAUUGUUUCAAUCACCCAUGAUUUUCAUUUUUCAGGCACGACUAGGGAAGAAUUUUGAGGCACCUUGCACAACAACUGCAGUCAUGAGUUUCAUGGCAAGCAUUGAGUGCACUGCCAUUGCUUUCAUUUCUGAACAUAAAAUUUCUGCUUGGUCGUUAAGCCCCAGUAUCAGACUUAUUGCAUCUUUACAUGGGGGAAUUGUGUGUAACGCGCUGGCAUUUUGCCUAAUAACAUGGAGCAUAGAAAAGAAAGGACCCCUCUACGUCUCGAUGUUCAGUCCUUUGUCUUUGGUGAUCGGCGCAAUCCUAAGUUUUGCACUGCUACACGAAAGAUUAUUCAUUGGAACUCUUGCAGGGUCUGUUCUGAUCGUUGCUGGACUUUACGCGGUUCUGUGGGGAAAAGAUAGAGAGACUAAACAAAUGAAACCCAUGGGUAAUGAAAUGGAAACAAAGCAAGACGAUCAGGAAGGUGACUUGGAAGUCCAGGUUGGGAAGAUUAAUGAUCAUCCUACUAAGAUCGGAGAAAACCUCGAUCCUGUGCUGUCUUAAGGUUGGUUUUUUUAAAGCGUUUGAAGCAAGGAGGAGGUCGACACUGUUUUUCCUUAUAGAGAUAAUGGGUAAUUGGCUUGUUGUAAAUUUAGGAUGGCUCCAUUUGAUGUCAAAAUCAUGAAUCAUUUCUUUCUUUUGAAUGUAGCCAUAUGGUACACCCAUUAAAUCGAAUAGAAAUUG